Molecule: messenger RNA, 748 nt
Organism: Drosophila ficusphila
Lineage: Eukaryota; Metazoa; Arthropoda; Insecta; Diptera; Drosophilidae
Exons: 1
Coding region: 83-553 (156 amino acids)
Source: RefSeq, a predicted model, not a curated record
AAUAGUGCAUUAGAAGAAGACUCUACACCCCCGAAGAAUUCUUUCUUUUUUUUUUUCUGUUGAUCAAUUGCGUGAUUUGAAAAUGCUGCUCGUGAUCUUACUGCUUUCGGGGAUUACGGCUUUGGUGUCCGGACAACCACAUGCUCGUGCCAGCGAUCUCUACUACACCGAUAUUACACCCGUCACCGAUGACACCAGAUACACCGCCCUGAAUCCGGAUAUUCAGCUCCAGGAGAUGGACAAGGUGAAGCACUCGAAGGGGAACAUUGUCUUUACCUCUGGGGAGAGAACCUCCGGCGAUCGGAUGAUCGUGAAUCACUACGAUGAUGAGAGCUUCUCCAUCGCCCAGGAUGUGGAGGUGCUGAUGAGCUAUCCAGCCGGAGCGAGCACCGGAGUUACGCUCACCUGCAUCGAGGUCUAUGUGGACAUGUCGGCGGACGAUGCUGGCGGAUACCUCAGUAAGGGAGGGAUCGGGCAGACCAACGUGGAGAUCCUGCUCACCUCCAAUUCCACGCGCAGUUUCGUCUACGAAACCUUCAUCUAUGGCUACUAGGAAUAGCUACUAGGAUCAUCCACUAGGAAUUGCUAAUACUGCACUUUCAGCCACAAUAAAAGUUUCGCUUGGAACCCAACUGUGAUCACAAUCUCCACAACCUGCCCCUUUCCGCCGAGAGUAUUAUUAGUCUUAGAUCUGUGUAUUAAAGAAGGAGCCUCCGCUCCGAGUGGAGCUCCCAUGCAAAUUCACAAA